Daphnia carinata is the source of this 1999-nucleotide messenger RNA. Its product is annotated as annexin B9-like. NCBI's taxonomy places the organism in Eukaryota, Metazoa, Arthropoda, Branchiopoda, Diplostraca, Daphniidae. The record is from RefSeq and is a predicted model, not a curated record. The transcript is spliced from 11 exons. The coding region runs from base 207 to 1562 and encodes 451 amino acids. Gene Ontology annotation, cellular component: cytoplasm. Gene Ontology annotation, molecular function: calcium-dependent phospholipid binding; calcium ion binding.
CUGGAAUUUCCCGACGGCCGUUUCAUUUUUGUGUAGGACUGUAAGAGUGUAGAAAAUAACCCUUGUGACAGUUGCUUACUGUUAUCAUCUUUUGAUUUGUCUGAUUUUGUUGAUUUGCAGCUUGUUUGUAAGCUUUUCCCUUGCAGAAAGCAACAUUUAUUAUCACUGGACACUUUUCUUGACGACUGUAAAGAAACGUGUUGGGAAUGAGCUAUCCUAAUUAUCCAAACUAUCCUAGUUAUCCUGCUUCCGCAGGCGGUUAUCCAGCAGUACAACCGCAGCAGCCGUAUCCUGGUUAUCCUCCUCAGCCCGGCAUUUAUCCAGGAUACCCGACUGACCAAACAUCAGCGUAUCCUGCUAGUCAGCCUGGUUAUCCAAGCUACCCGCCCGCAAAUAAUCAAUAUCCACCAGCUGGCGGUCUCCCAUAUCCCGUGCAACCACAACAACCGUACUAUCCCGCACCAGCUCCUGCCUACCCGCAGUAUAGCGCGAGUGCUCCGCAACAAGUGGGUCACCCCCCAGUCGGUCUGCAACCUGCUCCAGGUGGGAUAUAUCCAUCAAUUGCGCCAUUCGCUCCUUCAGCAGUUGGGUAUCAGCCACAACAACAACGAAUGGAACCAAAUAUUCCUACCGUGCAUCCGGCUUCGCCGUUUGAUGCUCGAGCCGAUGCGGAUGCUCUUCAUAAGGCCAUGAAAGGAUUAGGCACUGAUGAAAAGGCGCUCAUCACCAUACUGUGCCAUAGAACUAGCAGUCAACGUGCUGAAAUCAAUAGAGCCUACAAAUCAGGCUACGGAAAGGAUUUAGAGUCGAAAUUGAAAAGCGAAUUGAGUGGCGCGUUUGAGAAAGUAAUGAUUGCACUUUGUCUCCCAUUGGCCGACUAUAUGGCUCGUGAAAUGUACAUAGCCAUUAGUGGAUUGGGUACUAAUGAAGGGACGCUCGUUGAAAUACUUUGCAGCGGGACUAAUCAAGAGAUCCGUGACAUAAACGCAGCCUACGUAAGAUUGUACGGUCAUCCUAUGGAAAAGGACAUCAAAGGCGACACCUCUGGCACCUUCAAAAUGCUUCUCGUGUCGUUGGCACAGGGUCUAAGAGAUGAGAACCAAGUGGUUGACGUAGCACAAGCCAAGGCGGAUGCCCAACGUUUGUUCCAAGCCGGAGCGGCCAAAUUGGGUACCGACGAAAGUGCUUUUAAUUCAAUUUUAGCGACUCGCAGUUGGGCUCACUUGCGCCAAGUAAUGACUGAGUAUCAAGCUAUGCACGGCCACAGUUUGGAAAAGGCUGUAAUUAGCGAGUUCUCAGCUAACGCGGAGAAGGGCCUUUUAGGAAUAUUGCAGUGUGCCGCAAAUCGGCCGGGGUAUUUUGCCCAGCGCCUGCAUAACGCCAUCGUAGGAAUGGGCACAAAAGACCAAAAUCUUAUCCGCAUUAUUGUGAGUCGUUGCGACGUCGAUCUAGGCAACAUCAAACGAGAAUACGAAAAAUUAUUCAAAAGAAGUCUCCAUGCAGACGUUUCGGGCGAUACAUCAGGUGAUUAUAAAAAGGCUCUUCUAGCUCUUCUUGGCUGAAAAAGGAUUUAGCUGCCAAAAUCGAAAAACACUUCUUCUUAGCUGUAGCCUAUUUUUUUUUAUUGGUAUCAUUUUUUUUUUAUUGAAUUUAUUUGGGGCCUGAUUUGGUUGUGUAAACGUUAAAUCUAGUUAGUUAUAGGAUGAGUUAAAGAUUGGGUGUCAAUUAUCAAGACGUUUGCUUCCAAAUUUUAAAUGCAUGGCAUCCAUUAAGUCAGUUAGCUUCUAAACUAUAUAUCCCUGUUUCAUAAGCUCCAAUAUGGUUACGUAUAAGGGACAGAGUGAUUGAAUUGCUACUAACAUUUAAGAGUUGAGACGACACUCAACUGAAAUAGCACAGCCAUGCAAUUCGGUGUAUUUAAUAUUAUAAUGGUACCUUAAUAAAGGUACCGUUAUAGGUAACUUAAUAAGGUAUAAUACAUCGUUGUUGACCUCCAUAA